GGUAAAUCACCCUAGUUUUGUUCCUAUCACCUAUAGCAUUGGUAUAUCCGUCGCUAUUUCUUUUCUCUUUUUGUUCUGUUUUCUUAGCCAAAUCCGUGAAGUCUCUUAUUUUUCUUGUUCUUGUUAUUGUUAUAAAACCGUUUUUCUCUCAGACUCAGCCAUUUCAUUUUCACUUUCGGAAUUCCGCCGUCGCUCGAAACGCCGCAUCGCUCAAUCGCCGCCGCAUCGUUCUCCAUUACAAACACCUAUUUGCAGAGUCAGAAAUGGACAAGAAAUUUCUAGUACCACUCUGCAUUCUUUUGAUGCUUCUCUCUGUUAAAGCUGCUCCUCGAAGAUCUCUCGUCACACAUCUUCCUGGUUAUUCUGGCAAUUUCCUCUCCCACCAUUACUCAGGAUAUGUAAGUAUUGAUGGAAAUGCUGAGACUGGAAAGAACAUGUUCUACUACUUUGUUAGUUCAGAAAGAAAUCCCAGAAAAGAUCCUGUUGUUCUAUGGUUGAAUGGUGGACCUGGUUGUUCUAGCUUUGAUGGGUUUGUUUAUGAACAUGGACCAUUCAAUUUCAAGGCUGCAGAAUCAAAAGAGAACCUGCCCACUUUGCAUGACAAUCCUUACAGCUGGUCUAAGGUUUCCAACGUUUUAUAUUUGGAUUCACCAACUGGUGUUGGGUUCUCUUACUCAAAGAACAUAAGCAAAUAUUCAACUGGGGACCUACAAACAGCUUCGGAUACUCAUGCUUUCCUCUUAAAAUGGUUUGAACAAUUUCCAGAAUUCCAGGCUAAUCCAUUUUAUAUUUCUGGAGAGUCUUAUGCUGGAAUUUAUGUACCCACUCUAGCUUUUGAAAUUGCUAAAGGAAUCCAAAGUGGAACAAAGCCAGUGAUCAAUUUGAAGGGUUACUUGGUAGGAAAUGGUGUCACGGACCCAAAAUUUGACAACAAUGCUUUUAUCCCAUUUGUGCAUGGGAUGGGCCUCAUAUCAGACACUAUCUAUGAGAAUGUACAUGCUUCUUGCAAAGAAAACUACUACAAUUCUGAUUCUCAGAGUGAUCAAUGUGCUAAGAGCAUGGAAAUAGUUAGUAAGGCUAUUCAAGGGCUUAAUGUGUACAAUAUAUUAGAACCAUGCCACCAUGAACCAGAAGUUGCAACAAACUUAAGUUCUAAUUUACCAUUGAGUUUCCAAAAUUUAGGGUUAACAGAGAGACCUCUCCCAGUAAGAAAGAGGAUGUUUGGUAGAGCUUGGCCUUUCAGAGCACCAGUUAGAGAUGGUCCUGUUACAUUAUGGCCUCAAUUAUUAGCCAACACCAAACACGUCCCUUGCGUCAGUGAUGAAGUAGCAACAUCGUGGCUAAACAACCCUGCGGUCAGGAAAGCCAUUCAUGUUGACGUGGCAAGUGGUACGUGGGAAUUAUGUACUGAUAGGAUAAGUUUCGAUCAUGAUGCUGGAAGCAUGAUUCCUUACCAUAAAAAUCUAACAAAAUUGGGCUAUCGAGCACUUAUUUACAGUGGUGACCAUGAUAUGUGUGUACCAUUUACUGGAAGUGAAGCUUGGACAAGUUCUUUGGGAUACAGAACUGUGGAUGAAUGGAGAUCAUGGAUCUCUAAUGACCAAGUUGCUGGGUUCUUACAAUCUUACGAGCACAACCUUACCUUCCUCACAGUGAAGGGGGCUGGGCACACCGUACCGGAAUAUAAGCCAAAGGAGGCACUCGAUUUUUACAGCCGUUGGUUGGAUGGAAAAUUCAUUUAAUUGUAAAAAUGGACCAACCAAAAUUAUAAUAUAUUACAAUAAACAUAUUAUAUAUUUGAACAAAAUUGCAAAGUGAUUAAAUUUUGUGAUUUACCCUUGCAUUAAAUCAUAUGCUAAGGGAUUAAUAUAUAUUAGUGAGUUUAUUUUAUUUCA
Vicia villosa (hairy vetch) is the source of this 1895-nucleotide messenger RNA. Its product is annotated as serine carboxypeptidase-like 20. The record is from RefSeq and is a predicted model, not a curated record. Lineage: Eukaryota; Viridiplantae; Streptophyta; Magnoliopsida; Fabales; Fabaceae. The transcript has 15 exons. Gene Ontology annotation, molecular function: serine-type carboxypeptidase activity; acyltransferase activity, transferring groups other than amino-acyl groups. Gene Ontology annotation, biological process: secondary metabolic process; proteolysis. Bases 264 to 1742 code for a protein of 492 amino acids.